Zingiber officinale is the source of this 865-nucleotide messenger RNA. Its product is annotated as flavin-containing monooxygenase FMO GS-OX-like 8. The transcript is spliced from 3 exons. The record is from RefSeq and is a predicted model, not a curated record. Bases 23 to 850 code for a protein of 275 amino acids. NCBI's taxonomy places the organism in Eukaryota, Viridiplantae, Streptophyta, Magnoliopsida, Zingiberales, Zingiberaceae. Gene Ontology annotation, molecular function: flavin adenine dinucleotide binding; N,N-dimethylaniline monooxygenase activity; NADP binding.
UCAUCAUCGGAGCCGACGAUCGAUGCCCAUGGCUUUUGACUCAUUGCAGUCGUCUAAGCACGUCUGCGUCGUCGGCGCUGGGCCCACCGGCCUCGUCUCCGCCCGUGAGCUCCUCAGGGAAGGCCACUCCGUCGUCGUGCUGGAGCAGAACCACGACCUCGGCGGCCAGUGGCUCUACCAAGACGUCGGCGCUGGCGCCGCCACAGUCCACAGCAGCGUCUACGCUUCCUUGCGCGUCAACGCGCCCAGAGCCUCCAUGGAGUUCACCGACUUCAUGUUCUCUCCCGUCGAAGGAAGAGACACCAGGAACUUCCCCGGCCACCGCGAGUUCUUCCUCUACCUCAAAGACUUCGCCCGGUGUUUCGGGCUAACCGAGUUCAUCAGAUUCAACACGGAAGUAGUCCACGUCAGCAUGGCGACACCAAUUCACAAAUGGAUUGUGAGAUCAAGGGACAGGAGAACUGACGACGGUGAGUUCGUGGAAGAGAUCUUUGAUGCGGUUGUCGUCGCCACCGGCCAUUACUCCCUGCCCAGGCUUCCAAAAAUCAAGGGAAUGGAGGAGUGGAAGAGGAAGCAGCUUCACAGCCAUGUCUACAGAGUCCCAGAUCCAUUCCAAGAUGAGGUGGUGGUGGUAGUUGGUGGCUCAAUCAGUGGAUCAGAGAUUGCUCUGGAGAUUCUUCAUGUAGCCAAAGAAGUUCAUUUAAGUACCAAAAACGUUGAAAUCCCUGAGAAAUUAGUGAAGCCUGUGUCCAAGUAUGCACAUAUGCACCGGCACCAAGAGGUAAUUGUACAAGUUCCGAAUAAAAUUUUGUUAUCAAUUUCAAUUGAUAACGUUAACGCACGAAGAUAAUGAUUGAUGUGUUAG